CUGUCAUUUUACGCAGAGAGCAGAGACUUGGAUAGCUCCCUUACGCCCAGCUCGGAAUUAACGCGUACGCUCCUCAUCAUGGCUGCCACGGAUGUAGACGUAUUUUCCAAUGAAGAAAAGCGGAGCCUCAGUCUGGGUGGCCAUGUUGGCUUCGACAGUCUACCUGAUCAGCUGGUCAGCAAAUCAGUGACACAGGGCUUCUGCUUCAACAUCCUGUGCGUGGGGGAGACGGGCAUCGGCAAAUCCACGCUUAUGAACACGCUUUUCAACACAACGUUUGAGAACGAGGAGGCGAGCCACUACCAGAAUGGCGUGUACCUGCGGCCGAGGACGUACGACCUGCAGGAGAGCAACGUCCACCUCAAGUUGACCAUAGUCGACACGGUGGGCUUCGGCGACCAGAUUAACAAAGACGAGAGUUACAAGCCCAUUGUGGAUUACAUCGACACGCAGUUCGAGAACUACCUGCAGGAAGAGCUGAAAAUCAAGCGCUCUCUGUUCAACUACCACGACACGAGAAUCCACAUCUGCCUCUACUUCAUCGCCCCCACGGGCCACUCACUAAAGUCCCUCGAUCUGGUCACAAUGAAGAAACUUGACAGCAAGGUGAACAUCAUCCCCAUUAUUGCAAAAGCUGACACGAUUUCCAAGAGCGAGUUACACAAGUUCAAGAUUAAGAUCAUGAGCGAGCUGGUGAGCAACGGCGUUCAGAUCUACCAGUUCCCCACGGACGAUGAAGCAGUUGCAGAGAUAAACUCUUCGAUGAAUGCUCACCUCCCCUUCGCUGUAGUAGGCAGCGUCGAGGAGGUCAAAGUGGGGAACAAGAUGGUGAGGGCCAGGCAGUAUCCCUGGGGCGUGGUCCAAGUGGAGAAUGAGAGCCACUGUGACUUUGUGAAGCUGCGUGAGAUGCUGAUCCGUAUAAACAUGGAGGACCUGCGGGAGCAGACCCAUGCCCGCCACUACGAGCUCUACAGGCGCUGCAAGCUGGAGGAGAUGGGCUUCAAGGACACAGACCCCGAUAGUCAGCCCUUCAGUCUACAGGAGACCUACGAGGCCAAGAGGAAAGAGUUCCUCACUGACCUGCAGCGUAAAGAGGAGGAGAUGAGGCAGAUGUUUGUCAACAAAGUGAAGGAGACGGAGGCGGAGCUGAAGGAAAAGGAAAGGGAGCUCCACGAGAAGUUUGAGCAGCUGAAGCGCAUGCACCAGGAGGAGAAGCGCAAGGUGGAGGAGAAGCGGCGUGACCUGGAGGAGGAGAUGAACGGCUUCAACCGGAAGAAGCUGGCCGCCGAGACGCUGUCGCUCUCGCAGCCGCUCAAGAAGGACAAGGACAAGAAGAACAGGUCAGAAAAAAACGAGAACCAGUCGGGCGUGAGCUUCUCCAGUUCCAAAGUGAUGAUGGCCAAGGCCAGCGUGGAGCCCUUGAACUGCCAGAGCUGGUGGCAGGCCAUGCAGUGCUGCACCUGCCUGGUCCACAAUGAUGCCUGGAGGCAGGGCUUCUUCUGAGCCGCCACCAGAGCCAGGUGGGGAUGUGUGGAUACCAACAGGGCACGGAACUGUGCAAAAGAAACAAAAGAAAAAGAAUACAUGAAGCUCAGACUGACCAGAGCUGAAACAUGGCCACAGUCAACUCCUCAACCCCUCAGCAACUUGGAGGACAAAAGGUGAUUGGGGCAUGAAACCCUGUUUAAGAUGUUGUAUCCUUUAGAUUCCCUGCAGGAAGAAAAAACAAACAAACAAAAAAAACAAAAAAAAAAACCAAACCCUCCCACAUUUGGCUGUGGUAGCCUGUGAGAAGACAUGGUUGAUGGUUUAUGUCUACGGUCUUGUUUGAUAUGUAGAUCUGCAUCACAUUUGUGUUUCUCUCGUACACAAGAUAUUUUGUUAGCACGCACCUUUUGUAUGUCAUACUACCUGAGAGAAAAAGCCAUGUUGAACAGAAUGGAUGUGUGACGUGUUUACAGAUAAAGUAGUGAGGCGAGAAUAGUGGUAUACUUCAGCUGUAUUUUCUUUCACCACAUUUUCAAACAGAAUGAGCGAUCAAUGAAUAUAUCAUAAGAUAUUUCAUAUUGGCUUCCCUUUCUUUUUUUGUACCAGAAUUUAUUCACAAAAUGUCCAAUAUUUAUUUGAAAAGACUUACGGAAGUUUAUUUUUCUAUGCUAGUACAUAUUUUUUCAUUUCCUUAACCAUGAUUUCAUUUUGCCAAUUACAGCCAUAAGAACAUAGAUAUGUAUUUGUUUCCUUCAAAUAUUUUCCCUGCAUUUUUAAAAUUGUAGGUUAAAACAGAGUUGCCAAGUUCUUUGUAUUCCUUCAAGCAAAUUUCUAGAAAUGUGACUGGCUUCCUAAAGUGUGCCAAAGCAGCAACCUGAUGUGUAUUACGUUAUCCUCUGCAACAAAAAGCUUAAAUGCAAAAUGGCUCCAUUGCAAAUUUUGUUUCUUCAUGACCAGUAAUAAGUACUGAUGAACUCACGUCCUCAGCCAAAUCUAUGCUAAAACAAAAUCAAACACGAGGAGCUUAAUUCACACUUCAUGACGUUUCCCCUGCAU
Electrophorus electricus (electric eel) is the source of this 2544-nucleotide messenger RNA. It is a transcript of the gene septin8a, whose product is annotated as septin 8a. The record is from RefSeq and is a predicted model, not a curated record. Gene Ontology annotation, molecular function: GTP binding. Lineage: Eukaryota; Metazoa; Chordata; Actinopteri; Gymnotiformes; Gymnotidae.